AUGGAAGCACCAACCAGCGGAGCGAGCUUUAACUCGUUCCGGCCGCGCUUCGAUGGCGCGGCCAUUUCGACCUACGUGUUGGCGAUGCUAUCGGUUCCGGUCAAGCUAUGGUGCAGGAGUCGCGUCUCAGGGAUGCAGAGCAUGGGAUGGGACGACUUGCUGUGUGUGAUUACCUUGGGGUUUUCGAAUGGCUUCUUUUGGGUUACGAUGAUCGGUAUCCGCCCUGACCUCGGACGACACGUGGGAGUUGAAGUCACCAUGGCAGAGGUCGAAAAUUUCCUGAAGAACCUCUACGCCGCGGCACUGUUGUACUGCUUAGCUAUUGCCUUUAUCAAGUUUACGAUUCUAGCGUUCUACUGGAAGUUAUUUUCCAUCGCAGCCCGCAUACCUAUCCUCAUCCUCUCCGUGUCUGUGGGUUGCUGGCUUAUUAUCCUGCUUUGCCUCUGCGCUUUCGGCUGUCGCCCAAUUUCUGCGCAAUGGGACCUUUCCAUCACCGACGCUACCUGCAUUCAGUCAAAAGGCAUCUACCUCGGAGGCUCCCUGCCUAACGUUCUUGUCGACUUCGUCCUAGUCUUCAUGCCCCUCCCUUACGUCUGGCGCCUCCGUGCCCCCGUCGGUCAGCGCCUUAUCAUCGUCGGCAUGUUUACGCUCGGCCUCUUCGUCUGUAUCGUCUCGGCCGUUCGUCUCAGCGAAGUUAUGGCCAUCCGAACCAACGACAAGAACAUUACCUACAACCUCAGGGACUUCAUGCUGUGGUCCAUCGUUGAGGUGAACAUUGGUAUCGUGUGCUCGUGCUUGCCCAGCAUGCGCCGUCUGCUUAGCGCCGUGGGCCUGAGCCGCUUGUUCUCGAAGGGAUCGAGCGCCGAUAAGAGGACCGGCUCCGGUACUCCCGGAGCCAACACGAAAAGAAGCGGCGGUCUUGCGACAAUCAGCGGCGGCGGGUCACACGCGAAGAAGACAGCUUGGAAUCCGUGGUCGCAGGUCGGCCUGACCAAAAUUGACAGCGAGGAGGACGUCCACGAGAUGACAAAUCAGCUGAACAAGCAGGGGCAGACGCAUUCCGAGGUCGAGACGGGCCAUCGAACCAGCGGCGAUACGGCGCUGGUAGGACAGCGGCCAGACAGCCCAUUGAAGAAUAACAAUGGGAUUGUCGUCCAGAGAGACUGGACUGUGGAGGUGGACCACCAGGGGCAAAUCGCCAAACAGAACAUAGGGUGA
Messenger RNA from Clonostachys solani, 1218 nucleotides. NCBI's taxonomy places the organism in Eukaryota, Fungi, Ascomycota, Sordariomycetes, Hypocreales, Bionectriaceae. The record is from the annotation of a GenBank genome assembly.